Molecule: messenger RNA, 1521 nt
Organism: Dovyalis caffra
Lineage: Eukaryota; Viridiplantae; Streptophyta; Magnoliopsida; Malpighiales; Salicaceae
Source: the annotation of a GenBank genome assembly
AUGGCUGAUACUGCUGUAGCCUUAAUUGUUCCAAAGAAAUCAAGAAACAACAGGAAAGCUUUGAAACAGAAGAGCCCGUCAACAAAUGAAGCCAAUAUAAUGGCUCAAAAGCUCUCUGAGACAUCUCCAGCCAGCGUUUUGCCCCCAUCAGAUACUGACCCUACAAAAGAAAAUCAUGAGAGUCUUUCUCAACCUAGGCCUUCACCCAAGAAAGGGAAAUCCAAGGCCGCAAAAGCAAAGCAGAACAAAGAGGCUUCGGCUUCUUCUUUUGAGAAGGAUUUUCAAGAAAUGCAAGAAAUGUUGCAGCAGUUGAAGCUUGAGAAAGAGAAGACUGAGGUGUUGAUGAAGGAGAAAGACGAGAUGUUGAAGGCUAAAAAUGAGGAGAUUGAAAUGAAGGGUAAAGAACAUGAGAAAAUGAAGAUGGAGUUGAAGAAGUUGCAGAAGCUGAAGGAGUUUAAGCCCACCAUGACUCUCCCAUUUGUUCAAGCUUUGAAUGAAAAGGAGCAAGACAAGAAGAAAAAGAAGAGUGGCAAUGAAAUCAAAAGGCCAUGCCCGCCAUACUCACUAUGGUGCAAAGAUCAAUGGAAUGAGGUCAAGAAAGAAAACCCAGAAGCAGAGUUUAAAGAUAUCUCGAACAUUUUGGGGGCAAAGUGGAAGACCAUUACUGCAGAGGAGAAGAAGCCUUAUGAGGAAAAGUAUCAGGCUGAAAAGGAAGCCUAUCUGAAAGUAAUGACAAAGGAGAAGAGGGAGAGUGAAGCAAUGAAGCUUUUGGAAGAGGAUCAGAAGCAGAAGACAGCUAUGGAAUUGCUUGAACAAUACCUCCAGUUCAAGCAGGAAGCAUACCAGGAAGAGAACAACAAGAAGACCAAGACGACCAAGAAAGAAAAGGAUCCACUGAAACCAAAGCAUCCAUUGUCUGCAUUUUUCCUUUUCUCUAAUGAAAGAAGGGCUGCUCUACUUGCGGAGAACAAGAAUGUUUUGGAGGUGGCCAAAAUUGCUGGUGAAGAAUGGAAAAACAUGACAGAAAAACAAAGGGGGCCUUAUGAAGAGAUUGCAAAGAAGAACAAGGAAAAGUACAUCCAAGAAAUGGAGGCUUACAAGCAGAAAAAGGAUGAAGAAGCUACGAAUCUCAAGAAAGAAGAGGAAGAACUGAUGAAACUUCAGAAACAGGAAGCAUUGCAAUUGCUUAAGAAGAAAGAGAAAACUGAAAACAUCAUCAAGAAAACCAAAGAGCAACGCCAGAAGAAGCAGCAGCAGAUUGUCGAUCCUAACAAGCCUAAGAAGCCUGCAUCUUCAUUCCUUCUGUUCAGCAAGGAAACAAGGAAAAGUUUGUUGCAAGAGCGACCUGGAAUCAACAAUUCCACUCUUACUGCAAUGAUUUCUGUGAAGUGGAAGGAACUUAAUCAAGAAGAGAGGCAAAUCUGGAACUCCAAAGCUGCAGAAGCAAUGGAAGGAUACAAGAAGGAACUGGAGGAGUACAAUAAAGCUGUAGCUGCAACUUCAAAUGACAAACAGCAGUGA